AAUGCGCUGCUGCUUCACUUCCGGGAACUGUCGCGAGGCUCCGUGAUCCGCCUCAGUGGUCCAUCGGAGUGAACGGCGUUGUCGCUACUCCCUCUCUCGGCGGCUCUGGACCGGGCCAGCCAGUGCGCGCAGCUCGUGCGUGCGCGUGUUUCGCUCGUUCGGAUGUUGGAGCGGUGCAGCAUCAUCCUCCUCCUCCUCAUCAUCACCACCACCACCAGUGCAUCGGGUUGAUGUCCAGCGGCGGGAGGCGACGACUCGCUGAAUAAGAAGCGUCCGGCGGGCAUCGAGCUGCACAUCGCAGAGGAGCGGGACCAGACCAGGGAGGCAUCAUGGGCAAAGUGGAGGGCGGGAUGAAAUGCGUGAAAUAUCUGCUCUUCGUUUUCAACUUCAUCUUUUGGCUGUCAGGCUUGCUGGUGCUGGCCGUGGGACUUUGGCUCAGGUUCGACCCGGAGACGGUGGAGCUCUUGACGGACGACGGCGCCCCCGACACCUUCUUCAUAGCCGUCUACAUCCUCCUCGGCGCCGGAGGGUUGAUGAUGAUCGUCGGGUUCUUCGGAUGUUUCGGGGCCGUGCGCGAGUCCCAGUGUCUCCUCGCAUCGUUCUUCUCUUGCCUCCUGAUAAUCUUCGGUGCAGAGAUCGCCGCCGGCGUGUUUGGAUUCUUAAACAAGGAACAGAUUGUCGAGGAGGUCCAAAAGUUUUACAGCAGCUCCAUCGCUGACGUGACCAACGCGAACGCCACCGCCGUCGCACUCAUUUACCAAAGAACUCUGAACUGCUGCGGAGGCUCGACAUCGGUCGUGUCCAACGAGCUGUGUGCGGACUAUCCAAGUGACACCCAGGACUGUCUGUCUGCCAUAACGGACUUCUUCAACGAGAAGCUGCACGUCAUCGGCUACAUCGGGAUCGGGGUCGCGGCUGUGAUGAUCCUAGGAAUGAUCUUCAGCAUGGUGCUGUGUUGUGCCAUCAGGAACAGCAGGGAGGUUAUAUAGACCCCCCCCCCAUCCCCUCCUCCCCUCCUCCCAUACCCCCACCACCUCUUCAUGAUCCACCUGCACAGGAAGGGAAAAACACCAAAGUUACAUUUCCCAGAGUCUGUCCUGAUCUGGCCGGGAGGUUUAACCUUCACAAGAAGGACUUACAGUCGGUACAAGACAUCCCCGACUGUCCCCGUUGAGCAGGACGCGCCGGAUGGCCGUCCUUCACACCCUCCCCCUCAGCUCCACCGCCCCGGGCCCCCCCCCCCGGCGACCACUGAUUUUGUUCCGCUGUUUCUCUUCCAUAACACACGCUCCGCUUUCUUUUGGCGCGACUCCGCGACAUUUCCCUGGUCAUAACAUCCUCUCGCCGAGCCCGACCCCCUUGACACGGGGAUGCUGUGUACUCUGCUGUAGAUAUACGGACGAACCCUCUCGUGUGCAUCCGCCGUUAACUCUGUUUGCGUUUCCAUGUCACCUAAAAAGGCCUAAUGCCGACGCGUGCGUUUGUGUGCUUACAUGUUUUGAGGACUAGCCGAACCCCUUUUGCGGAUUAAGAUUUUCCAUUACGUGCCUGUUAUAGUCACACGUUCAAGCCACUAGUUACGAGUUCUCUUGUGAUCUCUGACGAUGUACAUAAAGACUUGCGCUUGCUCCCCCCCCCCCCCACCGCGAACUCUGAAGUAUUGUUACUUUAAAGCACAAUUAGCGGAGGCGUAGACGUGAUGUUAUCAACCCAAAGGGUUAGAGGAAGGCCUGACGACGAACUCUCUCUGUAAAAUGUCCAAAUUCACGUCGAGGGUGAAGUGCCGAGCUCCUCCUGUGAACUGUAAUAGUGAGCUCGUUUUUUUUUGCAUUCUGUGUGAGUUGUUGUGGAUUUUAAAUCCCGUUGGCGCGCCAACGGGAUGUGAAUUGUAGAAUAAUAUAGCUGUUAAACACAAUAAAAAGAAGAAGAAAAGA
This is a messenger RNA of Scophthalmus maximus (turbot), 1934 nucleotides long. It is a transcript of the gene tspan2a, whose product is annotated as tetraspanin 2a. The coding region runs from base 330 to 989 and encodes 219 amino acids. Gene Ontology annotation, cellular component: membrane. The transcript has 8 exons. The record is from RefSeq and is a predicted model, not a curated record. NCBI's taxonomy places the organism in Eukaryota, Metazoa, Chordata, Actinopteri, Pleuronectiformes, Scophthalmidae.